This is a messenger RNA of Medicago truncatula (barrel medic), 678 nucleotides long. RefSeq names its product gibberellin-regulated protein 14. Lineage: Eukaryota; Viridiplantae; Streptophyta; Magnoliopsida; Fabales; Fabaceae. The transcript has 4 exons. The record is from RefSeq and is a predicted model, not a curated record. The coding region runs from base 131 to 469 and encodes 112 amino acids.
CUCCAAUAGAAAAAGGGUGUUAUUGUAAUUACAGUAGGAGAAUCAAUAGUAUAAAACCAUGUCCCUAUUCCUUAACAUAGCACUCCUUACAUAUUAAAGUAUACAACUGGUAGAUAGUACUAUUUUCAAAAUGGAGAGGAAAAUAACAUUGCUGAUUUUGAUGGUUGCAUUGCUCUUCUGCAUGACUAAGGUAUUAUGUGCUGAUUCUAGUGUCCACAUUCAAGACCAAUUUACUCAUUUUGAGGUGGUAAAAGGACCUAAUAGAAGGCUUUUGGCAUUUGUGGAUUGUGGAACAAGGUGCAAUGUGAGGUGCAGUGUGCAUUCAAGACCAAAUGUUUGUAUGAGAGCUUGUGGAACAUGUUGUUUAAGGUGCAAGUGUGUUCCUCCAGGCACUUACGGCAACAGAGAAAUGUGUGGGAGGUGUUACACUGAUAUGAUUACACGUGGCAACAAGCCCAAGUGCCCCUAAUUCAACUUGUCCAAGCUUAAAUUAGAAUUCCCCUUAUGUUUUUUUGUCUUUAUUUUGUUUCUAGCAUUAUGUAUGAGUUUGUCUAUUAAUUUGUGAGUUAGUUAUCCUUAAUGAGUAAGACGUGGAAUAAACAACUACAUUUUUUGCUUAAUGAGUUUGUGUAUCAGAUGAAAAUAUAUAAUCACUAUUAGUUGUAUUUUGUGAUUAUU